Messenger RNA from Chanos chanos (milkfish), 2286 nucleotides. RefSeq names its product kinesin family member 3Cb (gene kif3cb). The transcript has 8 exons. The record is from RefSeq and is a predicted model, not a curated record. Gene Ontology annotation, cellular component: microtubule. Gene Ontology annotation, biological process: microtubule-based movement; mitotic cell cycle. Gene Ontology annotation, molecular function: ATP binding; microtubule binding; microtubule motor activity. The coding region runs from base 1 to 2286 and encodes 761 amino acids. Lineage: Eukaryota; Metazoa; Chordata; Actinopteri; Gonorynchiformes; Chanidae.
AUGUUGCGGAAAAACAGUGCUGUGUUGCGACCACGGACCCAGUCAAUAGGAAAAAGAUGCGAGACGGUGAAGGUGGUGGUUCGGUGCCGCCCUGUAAACAAGAAAGAGGAAACGAUGAAUCAUGAGAAAAUUGUCGAAGUUGAUACCAGAUUAGGACAGGUGAGCAUCCAGAACCCGAAGACGCCUGGAUCCGUAAUGAAAACAUUUACAUUCGAUGCCGUUUAUGACAUGGCUUCAAAGCAAAAUGACUUGUAUGAUUACUCAUGUAAACCUCUCAUAGACUCUGUGUUGCGUGGUUUCAAUGGGACAAUAUUUGCUUAUGGUCAAACAGGCACUGGUAAAACAUAUACUAUGCAAGGAUUACCAACUGACACUGAGAAGCGUGGAAUCAUACCAAAUUCUUUUCAGCACAUUUUCACACACAUAUCCAGGUCUCAAAAUCAGCAGUACCUGGUUCGGGUGUCGUAUCUGGAGAUCUAUCAGGAGGAAAUAAGGGACCUCCUGUGUAAGGACAAUAAUAAGAAACUGGAACUCAAAGAAAAUCCAGAGACUGGGGUUUAUGUCAAAGAUCUUUCAUCUGUUGUAACCAAAAACAUCAAGGAAAUCGAGCAUGUUAUGAACUUGGGAAACCAGUCCAGGUCAGUUGGAUUUACCAAAAUGAAUGAGCGCAGUUCUCGAUCACAUGCAAUUUUUGUUAUAACAAUUGAAUGUAGUGAUAUGGGUGUUGACGGGGAUGAGCAUAUUCGUGUGGGAAAAUUAAAUAUGGUGGAUCUUGCUGGUAGUGAGCGACAAAGCAAGACAGGGGUUCAAGGGAAGCGUCUGAAAGAGGCCACAAAGAUCAACCUAUCCCUCUCUGCUCUUGGAAAUGUUAUCUCAGCUCUGGUUGAUGGAAAAAGCACCCACAUUCCAUACAGAGAUUCCAAGCUGACACGCCUGUUGCAGGACUCCUUAGGAGGCAACUCUAAAACUGUUAUGGUUGCCACUAUCGGUCCAUGCUCAAACCAUUAUGAGGAGACACUGACCACACUAAGAUAUGCCAACAGAGCCAAGAACAUUAAGAAUAGGCCAAAGAUUAAUGAGGACCCCAAAGACGCUUUGCUUCGAGAAUUCCAAGAGGAGAUAGCCCGUCUAAAGGCUCAGUUAGAGGAACGAGGCAUGCUGGCGAAGGAGAGGAGGAGGCAGAGGAGAAACAGUAUGAGGAUGAAGAGAAGCUUCAGCAGUGGUGAAGUAGAAAUACCCAAAGACGGAGACAUAGGAAUUGUUGAGACUGUGCAGGAAGAGGGCAGUGUAGAGGAAUCCUUGCAGGAACAGGUGGUGCCCAAGAAUACUGACAAUGUCAGCCUGGAAGUUAAAGCCAAGUUAAGUAUGGCAGAGGAGAAGGCAAAAGCACUGGAAGAUUUACUGAAGGAACAACAAGCUAUGGAAAUCAUGAUUGAAAAAUACAAGGCCAUGGAGAGUAAGCUUUUGGUUGGUGGAAAGAACAUCAUUGACCACACUAAUGAGCAACAGAAGACGUUGGAGCUUAGGAAACAAGAGAUCGCUGAACAGAUGAGAAAGGAAAGGGAGAUGCAGCAGCUGAUGUUGGAGCAGGAUGAGGAAACACUAGAGCUGCGAGAGACUUUUUCCACACUACAGCAGGAGGUGGAACUUAAGACCAAGAAGCUGAAGAAGAUGUAUGCCAAACUGCAGUUGGUGAGAGCUGAAAUGGUAGACAUCAUUGAUGAGCAUGUAACAGCCAGACAGGAGCUGGAGCAAACACAGAAUGAGCUCACAAAAGAGAUGAAAUUCAAGAAUCUUAUUAUUGAGAACUUCAUACCUCCAGAGGAAAAGAACAAGAUCAUUAACAGGUUAUACUUUGACAGUGAAGAGGACCAGUGGAAGGUCAUGCCUCUUAUUCCCUCUGAGAAUAACUCUCCCCGCAUAAGGCGCAGACCGUCAUCUGUGGUCGGAUACAAGAGACCAAUCAGCCAGUAUGCGCAAGUUGCUGUGGCAACAGGAGCUCCUCCAAGAUACAGGGCAGAGAAUAUCAUGCUUUUAGAGUUGGACAUGACACCCCCGGCCAUGUUCCCUCUGAAUUUACAUGGAGCAGAGUUGACUUCUCAAGACUUGCUCCGUGACUUUGGUCAUUAUGGGAGGAAAACCACUGCAUCGCGGGUAAUGAAGGCCAGAUCCUGGUACCAAACAUCCCGGCUGCCCUCUUCCUCAUCAACUUGCUCUGUGGGCUCAAGCAGCUCCCACUGCACCCCUGCCCUGGAGGGGGCAUGUGCUGCCAUUCACAAACCAUGA